Talaromyces proteolyticus is the source of this 1629-nucleotide messenger RNA. RefSeq lists its product as uncharacterized. The transcript is spliced from 8 exons. The coding region runs from base 1 to 1629 and encodes 542 amino acids. Gene Ontology annotation, cellular component: fungal-type vacuole membrane. The record is from RefSeq and is a predicted model, not a curated record. NCBI's taxonomy places the organism in Eukaryota, Fungi, Ascomycota, Eurotiomycetes, Eurotiales, Trichocomaceae.
AUGAUUCUCACGGCACUCUCUGUGCUUGCGCGCCUGGGCGUACUUGCUGCAUCAAUCAUUGUUCUAGGCUUAAAUGGCAAGUUCAUUCAAAAUCAAGCAUGGGCCACAGGACCUUUGAUAUACAUCGAAGUGAUUGCUGCAGUCAGUGCCGUGGCAGCAAUUAUACCACCUUUUCCUAAUUUUCUAUUCGAUUUGAUACUUUUUGUGGCAUUAAUAUUAGCCGCUAUCUUUGCACUGGUUGUGCAAGUCUUCGAGUCAACCUGCUAUGGAUUCCGAACGGAUAGCGGAUUGUCUUGCGCAGCGUACAAAGCUGGGACUGCUUUUGCAUUUUUAGCGUCCUUUGCAUGGCUUGCAAGUGCAGCUUUUGGAGGUAUCCGCAUUUUAGGGAGUAUAUUUAAAAUUAGUUCGAACAUAAACCGACCUAUCCAUAUCGGGGCGGAUCGACGAAUUGAAGAUGGAAAAUCCCCUAGUAAUGAUAUGAAGAAGAAAAUAAAAGGACUUGGAAACAACCAUAUUGCAAAAUAUUUUGUGUGUUAUGGGCUUCUUGCUGUCGUGUUAGUUGCUGUUGGACUUGCAAUGCUAUUUCUCUUCGCAGCUCCUGCAUUUGGCGAGUAUCUUCUCGCCCGAGUACCCAUGCCGAACGUGAAUAUAACCUUAUCACACCCUGCCAAUAACAGUAUCUCUUUUACUGUGACCAGCAACGUCACUGUGCCAGACAGGCUAAAAGUUAACGUCGAUUCAACUACAAUAUCUUUCUAUCAGGAAGGCCCUGAACCAGGCACCUAUCCCUUCGCAGUAACACAUUUGCCACGCCUAACUUGGGAUUCUAACCAGCGGGUCGGAGUUGAAAAUCAGACACUUAUUUUACAGAAUAUUACCGAAUUCACAAAACUGAUUUACCAGGUAGCCUACUAUCCUACAUUCAGGGUAUCGGGUCGAGCUAGAGCCAAGAUUCAUGUUGGUCCAUUAAAUACUUGGGUGAACCUGUACAAGAUUGUCACGUUGAAUGGGUUCAAUAACUUCACUGGAUUUGAUAUCAACAAAAUAGGAACACACAAACCCGAUGCGAACGGCUACGACGUAGACGGCCAGGUCAUUGUUUUCAAUCCAGCUCCAGCAAGCGUCACAUUAGGAAACAUGACGUUGGCAGUCUCAGUUGGUGGUAUCCAACUCGGAGAGGCAGUCGUAACAGUGAACAAUAUCGUACCUGGAAAUAACACAAUUAACGUCAAAGCUAAGCUAAAUGCUACAAGUGUGCGCAACAAUAUUCUUCCUGUACUCCAAACAGAGAUGCCAUACCUCCGACAAGAACUUGUAGUGGCCUCUGCAUCCGGUCUGUCGGUGGUAUACGAAGGACAGCAUCUACCAUAUUGGGAGAAGGCAUUCCAGGCGUUGACGAUUUCUGCUACUAAUCCCGUCAUACCACUUCUACAGCUUCUUGUCAAUGGUACUCUAAACAAUAUGCUUGGGGAGAACCAGUUUCUCAGUCCGAUACUGAAUGCAUUGUUGGGUACGCUUGUUAGCUCUAUCAACAGUAUACCGGAAGAAGAUGAAGCUGGAUUUGAGGAAGCUGUGAGCAGCCUUGGAGAACUCAUUAUCAGAGUAUUGUCGAAUUUAGGGUUAAUAUAG